UACCGAACAUCAGGUGAUUCCUAUCGAAAAUAUCUAAAUUUAACUAUCAAUCCACAAUCUUUCUAUUCUUCCCCAAAUACACAGUCUUUUACAAGUUUUUUUCUAUCUCAAUCAAUCACAUUUCUAAAUUUUCUCUCUGCAUUUGACCUAACAAUGGCUACAAUCAUCACCUGCUCAGCUCUCUCUUCGAUCAGAGCAUCUUCUGAACCCGGAUCCGUCAAUAAAUCGGAUCCGACCCGGAAGAAACCCGCUUCCUCGGUUUCGUGGUGGGGUCCUCUUUUCGGGUGGUCGUCGGAACCAGAUUACGUGAACAACAGCUCCUCCGCGAAUCGGGAAUCAGAUCUGGAGAAAACUGAGCAGAGGUCUAUGCGAAGGUGUCUAACGGAGGAGAAGGCUAAGCAGCUUCGGAGGAAAAUCGCCGAGGUUUCCACAUUCCACGAAGUCAUGUAUCAUUCUGCGAUCGCAUCACGACUCGCGUCUGACGUGUCCGUUCGGGUCAAGGAGUAACUGGAUCGGGUCAUGGAUCCUCCGUUCUAGAUUUAAUAACUAGAAAUGUGUCUGUUUUUUUGUUUUUUUUUUUCCGUUGGGUUGAAGAACAACCUCUUUCGAUCGAUGAUACUCAACAACCGUUUGAUUGUGCGUCGUCGUUUGUGUUUCCACGGUGUGGAUCGUGCGUGAUGUUGUUGUUUCGUAAGAACUGUUGGAUCGUAAAUUAGUUUACCUUCUUUAUUAUUUUUUAACCAAAAGAUAUAUAAGUAUAUAACGGUGACUGUUGGAUCGCUA
Messenger RNA from Eutrema salsugineum, 783 nucleotides. RefSeq lists its product as uncharacterized. NCBI's taxonomy places the organism in Eukaryota, Viridiplantae, Streptophyta, Magnoliopsida, Brassicales, Brassicaceae. Bases 154 to 507 code for a protein of 117 amino acids. The record is from RefSeq and is a predicted model, not a curated record. The transcript has a single exon.